CCUCCCCGGGCUGCGCCGCGCGGGCUCUAUGACCCCGAGGUUCCGAGCGCCGAUGACACGGAUUCCGAGGCUCAGUUACGGAAGCAGCAGCCGGAGCCGCCGCCGCCACCGGGCAGCAGGGGAGCCGCGCGCGCGCGCCGGCCCGGACCCGGGAGAGUGCCGCGGAGGCGCAGGCGCAGGCGGAGGCGCAGGCGGCGGCGAGGGGAGCCGGGCGGGCGCCCCGACGGGCUCCGGCUAGCGGGCGCCGCCGGGGGGGACGCGGGCGCUCCUCUCGCCGGGCGGCCCCCCGCGCUCCCUCGCGCGCCCCGGGCGGGGAGCCGGCCAGCAGGCCGCGGCCGGCGCGCUCUGCCUCCGCUCGGGCUCCCGGGAGCGCCAGGCAUGGAGAAGCGAGGCAAGCGGGUGGACUGCCCGGCGCUGCCCCCCGGCUGGAAGAAGGAGGAGGUCAUCCGCAAGUCCGGGCUCAGCGCCGGCAAGAGCGAUGUCUACUAUUUCAGUCCAAGCGGGAAGAAAUUCCGAAGCAAGCCUCAGCUGGCGAGGUACCUGGGGAACACGGUCGAUCUCAGCAGCUUUGACUUCCGGACAGGGAAGAUGAUGCCCAGCAAACUACAGAAGAACAAACAGAGAUUAAGAAAUGAUUCGCUCAGUCAAAAUAAGGGUAAACCAGAUCUAAACACAACGCUUCCAAUUAGACAAACGGCGUCUAUUUUCAAACAGCCUGUAACCAAAGUUACCAACCACCCCAAUAACAAAGUGAAGUCGGACCCACAGCGAGUGAUUGAGCAGCCCAGACAGCUUUUCUGGGAGAAGAGGCUGCAAGGCUUAAGCGCAUCAGAUGUGAGCGAGCAGAUCAUAAAAUCCAUGGAGCUGCCGAAAGGCCUUCAAGGAGUUGGCCCAGGAAAUAAUGACGACACCCUCUUGUCGGCCGUUGCCAGCGCGUUGCACACCAGUUCUGCACCCAUCACUGGGCAGCUUUCUGCUGCCGUUGAAAAGAACCCAGCCGUGUGGCUUAAUACGUCGCAACCUCUCUGCAAAGCUUUCAUUGUCACAGAUGAGGAUAUUAGGAAACAAGAAGAGCGAGUGCAACAGGUACGCAAAAAACUAGAGGAGGCCCUGAUGGCGGACAUCUUGUCACGAGCUGCAGAUGCCACUAAUUUAGAUGAGGUCGAGAUGGACCAUGGAGGAGAAGCAUAGGAAACCAAGAAUCAGGUACUUAAACAGAAUUAUCCCCAGAGGAAAUUCCUGGAAGCUGGAGCGCUUUUUUCGUUCUCAUUGGUUCCCUGUUGAUAAGAAGAGGACCCACGCACAUUAUAUAGCUUUCUAAUAGCAUUAAAAACCAAUGCCUUUUUUUGGCUCUUAUUUUUGAUGUAUAUAUCUUCUUCAAGACAGAAAAGGAAAACCCAAACUUUAUUUUGUGUCUUAUGACUUUAAAAGUCUCUCUCUUUUGGAUAAUGUCAGUUUUCUAAAAACAGAACGGCGUUUUUGAUGCCAAAUUGCAAUCCUACUGGAACUUUACAGCUAGCACUAAAUAUUUUUUUUCUUUUGUGUGUGUGUGUGUGUGUGUGUGCGCACGUCUAAGCGCGUGCUUGUAAUAAUGCAUCAGGAAGGUUCCCCCAAUUAAAAGAAAUUAUGGCACGUGUGUGUGUAAAUAUAUAUAAUAAAGAUUUUAUACUGCACUUGGGUGAAAGCAUUUGUACAUUGUCCCACUGGCAUUCUCAAACGAGAAAUAAAUAAUUAUAUUCGGAGCAAAUACAUUUUUAAUCUGUGAUUCACUAGAUAGAAUAAACGCAAGUCGGUGCAUUGUGUGGGCCCAGACUCUUUUAAUAGUGACAUUGAUCAUGGGACAGAGAUAAUUUUAAAUUCAGUGGGCAGCAAGGAUCCGGGGCACCUGGGUUCAGGUCACUGUUUCUGAUCCAGCUGUGUUGUGUUUCGUUGCCACUGGUGGGCUUGCAUGGGCAUGUCCUUUCCUGUUUGCCCCACGGGCAUCUGUUAAGCUCUGUGGGAAACUGGAUACAUGAUGGAUGGGCAUCCAUGGAGCAUGUGGCUCUCCCAUGCUGGGUUUGGGCAA
Messenger RNA from Eublepharis macularius, 2065 nucleotides. It is a transcript of the gene MBD2, whose product is annotated as methyl-CpG binding domain protein 2. The transcript has 7 exons. Gene Ontology annotation, molecular function: DNA binding. NCBI's taxonomy places the organism in Eukaryota, Metazoa, Chordata, Lepidosauria, Squamata, Eublepharidae. The record is from RefSeq and is a predicted model, not a curated record. The coding region runs from base 379 to 1191 and encodes 270 amino acids.